Molecule: messenger RNA, 354 nt
Organism: Heterocephalus glaber (naked mole-rat)
Lineage: Eukaryota; Metazoa; Chordata; Mammalia; Rodentia; Bathyergidae
Source: RefSeq, a predicted model, not a curated record
AUGGCAACUCCCAUGCAUUGGCUCAUAGCCAGGAGACAAGCUGUGGGAAAAACCCAUGUAGAAAGAAAGACCAAGAAAAGAAGGUCCAAGAGUGUAACUAGUUCCAGUAGUGAUAGCAAUGACAGGUCAGCUAGUGACUCUUCAUCAGGGAGUGAAGACACAUUGACCGUCUCCUACCAGGACAGUGACUCCAACGAGAGCUCCUCCAGCUCGUCAUCCUCAGCCUCCUCCACAACCUCCUCCUGCUCCUCCUCCUCCUCGGACUCAGACUCAGGCUCCAGCUCUCCCAGCAGCAGCAGCAGCAGCUGGGAAAGCAGCUCUGAGGAUGAGUCCCUAAAGAAGAAGAAGAAAUAG